This is a messenger RNA of Dioscorea cayenensis subsp. rotundata (Guinea yam), 669 nucleotides long. Its product is annotated as protein TIC 40, chloroplastic-like. The coding region runs from base 1 to 669 and encodes 222 amino acids. Gene Ontology annotation, biological process: protein import into chloroplast stroma; chloroplast organization. Gene Ontology annotation, cellular component: chloroplast thylakoid membrane; chloroplast inner membrane. The record is from RefSeq and is a predicted model, not a curated record. Lineage: Eukaryota; Viridiplantae; Streptophyta; Magnoliopsida; Dioscoreales; Dioscoreaceae. The transcript is spliced from 8 exons.
AUGGCAUGGAAGUGGCCAUUUAUGAUUAUCGGGAAGAUAACAAUGUCAACAUCAUGCAAAUUGUGUGCGGCAUCUCCGAUCAUAGCGAAAGUCAUAUCAGACGCGUCUUCCUGCUUUGACAUAAACAACGCCAGUGGUCAUGGAAUCUUCCGAAGCGGAGGCACGAGGAGGACCGGCCUUGUGCUCGCCUCGCUUAAUCGGGGAACCGGCGAUGAAACCUCUCAGAGGAUCUUCAGAAUUGGGUUUGCUAGCAUUUCAUCUCCAACUGACAAUUCUACGACAACAACCACCACCACCAGCGGAACUCCUCAAAUCACUAUUCCUCAGACUUCAUCAAGCUUAGGAUCACCUCUUUUUUGGAUAGGAGUUGGUGUUGGAUUGACAGUUUUAUUCACCACGGUCUCGUCAAAGUUAAAGAGAUAUGCAAUGCAACAAGUUGUUAAGACUAUGAUUGGUCAAACAGCAACAAGUAAUGGUGGGUUAAGUAAUGCUCCUGGGUUUCCAGGCACUCAAUUUCCAUUUCCUCCCAUAGCACCAUCAGCUCCACGGGCCACUUCAUCAACACUCAGUUGCUUCACAAUCGCUACCUACCGAGGAGAUGAGGAACCCAACUACUUUUUAAGGGAUGCUACAGAAUCCAUACACCGCCAGCAACGAGAUAUGCUGUAA